Medicago truncatula (barrel medic) is the source of this 1911-nucleotide messenger RNA. RefSeq lists its product as uncharacterized. The record is from RefSeq and is a predicted model, not a curated record. The coding region runs from base 142 to 1650 and encodes 502 amino acids. Lineage: Eukaryota; Viridiplantae; Streptophyta; Magnoliopsida; Fabales; Fabaceae. The transcript has 5 exons.
UGUCAUUUCAAAAUCUCUGUUCUUCCUCUUCACGAGGUUGCACGCCUAGUACUUAGUACCGCUUCUUCCAUUUAUUAUUACUACAUACACCUUCCUUCUUAUAAACAAACACUCUUCGUCUUUGUUACAUUGCAUGAGAAAAUGUCCACACCAAGAAAACCCAAAUGGCCCCAUCAUCCACCACCUCCUCCAACUCCAAGGAUUCUCCAUUUCCCUCGUCGUCCUCGCCGGAGACUCCCUUCCUCCUCAACCACCCGGAGGGACCCCAACAUGUUAGGGACAUUGUUUGAUAGAGAGAAACGUGCACCUGCUGAGCCUCCUAUCAAUGUUCCGGUUGUGAUGUUAGAUCGUUGUGAGGAGAGGAGGGAGAGAGUUGUUAUUGAGAGAGGUGAUGGAUCGUUGUUGGAGGAAGAGAAGUGGAAGUUUCAAGCGGAAAUGCUGAGAGCUGAGUGUAAUUUGUUGAGGAUGGAGAAAGAGAUAGCUGUUAAGAAGUUGGAAAGGACUCGUUCCAAGAUGGAACGGACUCUAAGAUCUGCAGUUCAUACCCUUGUUUCUGGGAGAAUAAAGAUUUGUGAAGGGAAGAAUAUGGAUAGAGUUUUGGAUGAAGAAAUUCAUGAGUUGACAGACAAACUUAAGAAGUUGCAAAAGAGAUCAACAGUUAAGGAUUUUGAGGGAAGGAGGAAUAGCAGAAAUUUUGACAAACAAGUUUCUGUUCUGCAGAGACGGCUCGAGAAGAUCGGAGGACCAUCCGAUGGAAUAUAUUUGAGGGAGUUUGAAGAAAUGGAAAAUGUUAGUUUGUCAUUUAAAAGAAGUAGCAGAUUUGAUGAUAGUGUUGUUGCAAGUGGAAAACUAAAUGUGGAGAUUCUGAGAAGGAAAAUGGAGGGAUUGUCAAAGGGGAUAUUAUUAGAGAGAAUGGAGGAAGAGUACAAUUCACUGCUUCUGUCCACUGCUAGUAGUUCUGCUUCAACUUCCAAGAGAGUUGAAUUUCAAGUACCUCAUCAGGAAAAUUUGUCAUGUGAAGCAAACCUGUGUUCAGGACAUUGCAAGACUAUUGUAAGAAGAAUAGUGGAGCAAGUUAGAGUUGAGACAGAACAAUGGUCCCAAAUGCAGGAGAUGCUAGGCCAGGUGAGGGAAGAGAUGGAAGAACUGCAGGCUUCACGAGAUUUCUGGAAAGAUCGCGCCUUGCAUUCUGAUUCUCAAAUCCAAUCUCUACACAAUGAUGUGCAAGAGUGGAAACAAAGGGCUCUUUCAUCAGAAAGUAAGAAAAAUGAGAUUGAAGCAAAACUUUCCAUGCUCUGUGUUGAUUUUGAAAAGUUCCAGAAUGAACAAAAUGUAGUUAAGGGGACGAAAUGUCCACCGGUUCCAUUGGAUACACAGAAAGAGUUUGAGAAGCGAAUAGUAAUUUGCAGCUCAAAGGAAAAAAGUAGCAAUGUUACAGAAAACAGAAAACACGGUGAGGUUUUAAGGAAUGGAGAAAGAAAAACACAUGCUGCUAGAGGUGGACUACUAGUUCCAAAACGAAUGCCGUUCCAAGACAUUGGGAACAACUCUUCAUUGUUGACGAGGCAGCAGAAUGGCAAAGCAGUUUUCCCUUUGCAUUGCCAUCUUUCUUCAAAUGCUGAGAAAACUUAUCACUUGAAUGAACGCUGAUUAGUUCUAACGUAAAAAUUACAUGUACUAACAUUAUCAGGCGAAGAAGGCACACAAUGAUUUAUGUGUUUCUUGUUUUAAGAUUGGUGGUUUGAUAUCUGUCAUGUAAUAUGUACCAUGCUUAGAGAAAUAAGGUCAGCAUCCUCAAAGGAAGAUAAAAGUGUAUGCUGUAUGCUGGCUUGAUAUUUAGGGUGUGUUUGGAUAAAUAACUUAUUUAAGAGUUUAAUGGUAAGCUCUCAUCAUAUAAGUUCUUAUGAAUAA